Molecule: messenger RNA, 402 nt
Organism: Protopolystoma xenopodis
Lineage: Eukaryota; Metazoa; Platyhelminthes; Monogenea; Polystomatidea; Polystomatidae
Source: the annotation of a GenBank genome assembly
ACACCUAACCCGGCUGAAAGCUCUACCUUUGACAACAGCCCCUCAAGGACCGUAAAUUCGAAUUCGCCAAAGCCCACCAAUUCGUCAACUUCACCUGGGGUUGGUGGUGGCCCAAGCAUAGUACCUGGAGCAAGAACACUAGAUGCAGGGGGCCAUGCUGGCCUUACGGCCCGUUCAUACGCCAGGUCGAUUGGCCAGACUCGGGGUUCGAAAGGAGUGACUCCCCAGGGAAGCACAUUGGUUUGUGUCAACAACAAAAUAAGAGGGGCAAGGCCGAACCAAAUGACUAAUCAGGGAGGACAAACUCUUAGCUCGAGCCAUUUGGCUGUAACCGUCCAGUUCGGGAGGCAAAAUAAGCUUGGGAGGAGCAUCCCGAAGAGUGGGCGGCGGGUCUCAGAGUAA